CUCGGCGCCCUCGGGGCGGCAGCGGCGGCCCCGGGCGCGGCGGCGCGGCCGGCGGCGGCACCACGUGUCGGGGCGGGGGAGCGGCGGGGCCGGGCCGGGCUCCGCCACCCCCAGCGCCGCAGCGGCACCAGCAGCAGCAGCGGGAAGGAGCAGCCCGGGCUUAGCGCAUCCUCCUCGCCCAUGCCAGGUGCCUGUCCCCGGCUGCGCGGUGACUGAGGAGCGAUGGGGCCUCUGCGGGAGAGCAGCAAGGAGCAGAAGACGCAGCUGGAGAAGGAGACAGCCCGCAGCCGCAUUCCCCGCCUGGUCCUCCGGCCGCAGCAGAAGGUGUCCCCCGCCUCCGAGUCGCCCUUUUCGGAAGAGGAAAGCCGGGAAUUCAACCCGCCCAGUUCCUCCGGGGGCUCCCGCAGGACCAUCAGCAGCAACAGCUUCUGCUCAGAUGACACUGGCUGUCCUAGUAGCCAAUCAGUAUCUCCAGUUAAGACUCCUUCUGAUGCUGGAAACAGUCCAAUCAGUUUUUGCACUGGUAGUGAUGGAGACUUCUCCAGGAAGAAAUUCAGUCCAGGGACAAUGAGCGAAGGGAACCCGCAGCUGGCUCGAUACAAGAAGGAGGCAAAGGCAAGCCUAGUAAAGCCCGAUGUACGGAAAGUGGGACAGCCAGCAUUAGAGAGAGACUCUCGCCUGAGGAUGCCUGCAGCCUCGAGAGUACCGGUGCGCUUGGUCCGUGAGAGAGCCCCGGCUCGCACCGCGCCUCCGAGGAGUGAGGCUGAUUUUAGCUCUUCAAGCAGCACGGGCAGUAUUUCAGCGCCUGAAGUCCACAUGUCUACUCCUGGAAGCAAGAGAUCUUCUUUUUCUCGCAACCGUGGCCCUUACGGUCGGAAUAAUGGAUCCUUAUCCUACAAGACUGGAGCCAGCCCACCUGCUUCCCGCGAAAAGGACCCUCUGUCAACACUGUGCAAAAACCAGCUGAGUCCUGCUAACAUCCAUCAGAGUUACAGGGCUUCUUCAGCCAGCAGCAGCAACUCGGGCUCGUACAAAGGAAGCGACAGCAGCCCAGUGAUGAGGCGAUCAGGGAGGUACAGUUCUUGUGGUGACAAUCACGGCAUUAAGCCACAAAAUCCAGAGCAGUAUUUGACUCCUCUGCAGCAGAAAGAAGUUACAGUACGGCAUCUGAAAACAAAGCUGAAGGAAGCUGAGAGCAAGCUUAAAGAAAGGGAAACAGAAAUAGAAGAGCUCAAAGGUCAGCUGGUACGGAUGAGGGAAGACUGGAUUGAAGAAGAGUGUAAUCGUGUGGAGGCAGAGCUGGCCUUGAAGGAAGCAAAAGACGAAAUUAAACAACUCAAGCAGGUUAUUGAAACCAUGAAAAACAGCAUGGCUGAGAAAGACGAAAAGAUUCAGAAGUACUUCCUAGACAUAAACAUUCAAAACAAGAAACUGGAAUCCUUGCUGCAGAGCAUGGAGGCGGCUCAGAACAGUUCUGUGAGGGACGAGCAGUACCUGGAAAACACAUGUGACUCGGAGGAGAAGUCAUUCGCACUGUGUGCCACAAUGCCAGACAGCUUCAUCAUGGAGGACCAGGUUCUGGAGGAGGUGGCAGACAGUGGGCUGCUUCUUAAUGAGAACACAGCUAAUGGCACUGACUUGUCUGAAGAGAGUUUGACCACAACUUCUGUGUGGAGUGAUGCAGCUUCCUCUGGCGCUUCUGUGGAUAAGGAGAUGCUUGGAAAUGUUCUGUAUGAAAAACUAACUUAUUCCCAGGGUGAGAAGAAAAGCAGCGUUCUCAUGGUGGAACAGGCCAUCCAAACUGACGUGGUACCAUACAGCCUAGACAUGGAGCAGCUCAUUCAAAACAUCUUCAGAUGUCAAGAUGCCUGUCCGCUAAGCCCACCUUCAUCACUGAAGGAACUGAGUGAAUUUUCUCAUGGAAGCGUCAGUGAUUCUGGCAUCGUAGUUGAUUUAACUCCAACGGAUCCAAACUCUGCUAUCCUUUUAUCUCCUAUGGAGUCCCCGUGCAGGCAAGUGGAGCACAGAGUUAAGGAAAAGCGUUUCAUGAAAGAACUUGAUUUUACUGAAGCUGAUGAUGAGGAGGAGGCCUUUGGGUUUGUCAAUACCAUCUCUCAGGCAGCAGUAAAGAAGACAUACUGGAGCAGCAGUCUCCUGAAAGAUGUCCUGGCUGUCGCAGCCCCUGUAGUACCCACUCUUAUGUGGGCUUUCAGUACCCAGCGAGGAGGAACCGAUCCCAUUUACAGUAUUGGAGCACUGCUUCGUGGUUGCUGCCUGGUGGCCCUGCACUCUUUACGCCAUGCUCCCUUCACCAUCAAAACCUAAAACCCAUUCUGUCCCGCGGCAUCAACUACCUGGGGCAGAAAGAGGGAUGAGAUGUCAUAAAAAAUUACUGUUAUUGUUCUGGCAGAGUUCAUAAUUUUGGUUUUGACUAUAUGAUUUGCACUAUAAAUUUGUUCAAAAACAUUGUUUCAAAAUGGAAAAGCUGAACACUGUAGUUCCACAAGGUGUUUUCAACUGGUGUUUUUAACUGCUGCCUAAAGAAUUAGGUCUCCUGCUCCCAGGCACUGUGUCCUUUCCCUGGUUUGGUAUCUUUCUGCUACCAGCACAUCUGCAGAAUGAAGAUGUGGAAAUAAAGAAUUACAGCGAGCACUCUUUUGUGUUUGUUUGCUGAGUUAAGCUCAGUUUCCCUGAGCAAAUUUUAAGUGCUUUGCACCAGCUCAAGGGUGUGAGAUGUGCCGGGAGCCACGGCCAGAGGAUUGUGAGCUAUUUCCUCAGGCAGCACCAGACUACAACAUCUGUGAAACUAUAGUGUUAAGUAAGUGACACAGAGACUUGUUCCCACAUGUACGCCAAACGCAUGCUAGCGCUUUCUGUUUGUUGUCUGAAGUGUUGAUUCGAUUUAGAGGCAAGCCCCAUACCCCCCAGGCAGCUUCCACUACAUCAUUCGUGCCUGUCUUGUGUGGUGCUCUUCUCAAUCAUACAACUGCUUGAGCAUUUCACCAGUCUUGUGCAUACACGGGGACUGUAACCAAAAAUGUACGUUGUUGGGAAGUCUUGAAAUGUUUUAAGUAUAGGCGUGGAUACACUUGAAAUAUUCAUGUUGUUUUAAAGUUUUAAUGUGUUUGAACCUGGUAGUUAUUCAAGCCGUUUGAAAUUAUAGAUAAAUAUAUAUGUUAUUGUGUUUUAACUUAUUGUUUAUUUAAUUGUUUUAUUGUAAAUUACCUUUAUAAUCACACGUUCAGUAAAGCAUGUUAGAAGUGUUAAA
Molecule: messenger RNA, 3268 nt
Organism: Columba livia (rock pigeon)
Lineage: Eukaryota; Metazoa; Chordata; Aves; Columbiformes; Columbidae
Gene: SYBU
Product: syntabulin
Exons: 8
Coding region: 223-2325 (700 amino acids)
Biological process (GO): synapse maturation; axonal transport of mitochondrion
Cellular component (GO): cytoplasmic microtubule
Source: RefSeq, a predicted model, not a curated record